CUUGUGUCUGUCCCAUGAAAAACUCUUAAAAAUGCAAUUUUAUUUUAAUUUUAACAGUUUUUGAUUCAAAGCGUUUGUUUUAUUUAGUGAUUACUGGCUUCAGUAAAAUAAAUAUUUGUGAAAAAGAAAUGAACGAUAUUCUAAGUGCAUAAAUUGGACUGAAUUCCAUACUCGACUAUAAAAAUUUUUAUAUUGGCUCAUUCGUUUUACUUGGAAUUCUGCAUCAUGGAAGCUGAGAAGAGAAAUUUAAGAGGCAUUCUAACAGCUAAUCCUAGAGCAAUGACUAUUCGCCAGUUGAAUGCGGAGUAUUAUACAUUAGUAGGUUAUAAUAUCCCUUAUAAACAAAUGGGUUACCAUACAUUGGAAGACUUCCUACAUUCCAUACCUGAUACAGUUCAGGUUCAAGGCAGCGGUGCCUACGCUCUUGUAAAUAUAGUGCUGUCCCAAAAAUCCUCACAUGUUUUGGAAUUAGUGGCUAAACAGAAGAAGCAGCCUUUAAAACGAAAUACUAGAAUGCCUGUUGCUAAUAGAAGAGUAGUGGUACCAGAUUGGAUUCCAGCUCAGAGGUCUCGAAAAAUAUUUUAUCCUCCUCCUCCUCCUGCUGCUGUUGCUGCUCCUGCAGCUUCUAGAAGCGAUUAUCAAAACCCCAAUAAACCCAUUCAGAAUUUACAAAGUGGCAGCUCAGUAGCAACUAAAGAGACUUUGCAACAGCCCAGAAGUAAUUCGAAUCCAGCAGCUACUAUUCCCAAGCCAAGCAGAUUCAAUAACAAUACAAAUACUUAUAAAAAUAAUGUACCGAAGUUAUCUCCUAAUGUGGACAGUAGCCAAGCGGUUAGCGAAGUCUCCAAAGCAUUCGAGCAAGUUAAAUUGACUUCGACGCCGAAUCAUGUAGCUUUAGAGAGUUUGAAUAGAAGUCAUUCGUCUGGUGCAGGUUUCAUAUCGGAUCAACGCCACAAUAUCGUCACUCCUAAAAAGAAUAAUAUGUUUAAUAAACUAAACAACAUUCAAUCUAUCAGCGGUAACAGCUCGAUUAGUCCUUUGAUAGAGAAUUCGGAAGAUCGAAUUCCCGAAACCGUGAGGAAGAAUCUCCAGGUGUUGAUAGGAAAAUUCCCGGAUGGGAUUUGGUGUACGGAAAUACCGGAGACUUACAGCAACAUGUUCAGAAGGAAAUUGGUUUAUCAAGAAUACGGUUUUGGCAAGCUAAUGGACCUUUGUACGUAUUUAAGUUCGAUUUUUCAUUGCGUGCAAGCUUCUUCCGACGAUUAUAAAUUGUAUGACAAAAGCAAACCCCUUCCAGCUGAUGCUAAAAACAAUUUAACCGCCAGUAAUAGUACUAGUAAAAAGAUAUUUAAAGAUGACUUGAAUGCGUUGCCGAAAGUCGACUUUGCCGACAUACUGCUGUUUCUUCCUCCGAAUGUAUUUAAACCGGGCAACGAAAUCCCAAGAACGUUUGUACCCGAUGAUAUGAAACAAAACGACACCAUGGAAGUAGUAAUCGGAGAAAUUUACGAUAUUUCUAAAUUUUGGGUGUCCAGGAAUGAUGGAAAACUCGAUGAUCUCAUGAAUGAUAUUCAAGAAUUUUACGGUGAAAACGGUAAAGAGUACAAGAUACCUCAUGAUUUUAUAAGGGAAGGACUUUACUGCGUCGCAAUGAUUUUUGGCGAAUACCACAGAGCUCUGAUUGUUGAUAUCAUGAAUCCCAACGACGAAAUGAUCAGAGUAUUCUUCAUCGACUACGGCACGGUGGCGAAAGUUAAAUCCGACUUGUACUUUCUUCACGAGCAGUUCGCGAAGCUGCCCUCGCAGACCAUAAGAUGCAGUUUGGCCAACAUCCGUCCGCCCGUCAAAGGCUCUCCUUGGUCGUACGAAUCUUCUCAGGAAUUCAGGAGAUUAGUCAAGCAGAGGAAUUUAGUGGUGCGAAUCAAUCGUAUCGAUAGAAAAGAUCAGUAUUUGGACGUGUUCUUGGCGGACGUCACCAAUCCACAGAAUAUUUUUUACAUAAACAACGUAUUGGUCGAGAAAGGGUUCGCGGUUCGCAGUGAUCAAGAACAGAAGGCAAGCAUAUCGGAUGCACUAAGCAAGCCAAUAGUCCAACAAAUUCACUUAUUCCCCACGUUUUGGGAACUAGAGUACGGAUUAGCGCCUUCCACAUUAGAAAUGGAAGUGUUUCAUAAAUGCAAUACCCCCAUUAACUUCUGCUAUCCCCAAUACUUCGAUUUUGAUUUAUCGAAGGAGGAAAGCGUCAUCAGGCACACGGAAAAGUUCUACGAAGAGAACAUCCUGAAGGGCAUCAGAAACAAGAUGCGCCAUCAGCAGGACUUCGAUCUCAGGGAAAUCAAAGACAAGCCGAUGGAUUUCUCCAUAUUCGGCGAUUUGGAGCAGGAAAUGCGGACCUUUUACAAAACCGAAUGUGCAGGAGAUAACGAAGAAGUUACCGAUGAAAAUAUGUAUCCAACAAACAACGAGAUGGUGAAUCGAGCUCUAAACUCGUUAAGACAAGACACCCAAUUGAGUAAAGACAUCAUAAACGACAUCAACAGCAUUAUAGAUCUGAAGUCUUCGAUCACAGAAUCCGAUUACGAAUCGGAAUACAGCGAAGACUGCGCCAGCACGGGGGAAAUAGAAGGAGCCGCUGCUAAAAUGCCUUCAGACGAAGAUCACGAGGCGGGCGUCUACAGACAUCCACUUCAAGACGUCUGCUUCUCUCCGAGCAACAGCUCCGGAAGCUCGGAUUCCGUCUACAAUCCCAAUCCGUUCGAUUCCAAGAGCUUAUUAAUAGAAACGAAAAACGAAGUUGCAGAAGAGCUGUCUUCUCUGAAAAGCUCCAACCCCAACAAUCCUUUCCUCAGCAGUAUCUCAUUGAGCGACCCGAAGUGCGAUAUCAUCUCGGAUGAUGGAAGACUGUCUUCUACUAAUCCAUUCCUCAGCUACAAUCAAGAGUUAAACGAAGAGUCGCAUUCGGAUGUAUCGAAAUACGGGAUUCCCAAGCUCGACGAUGUACCGGUGUACAAAAGUUGGUCAUUAGGGGAUCAGGUUACUUCGGAUAUGAGCAUGAGUUCCUACGAUGAACCCUCCGGCGUGGUGAUCGAAGAGUGCACGAGCGAGACAGUGGAGGCUGCUCCGAAAAAGGCCGUGCAAGUAUUGAAUAAUACGAAUUGGAACGUUAAUACGCCGGAAUUCUUUCCCCAAAACGUGUAUUGUCCCCCGGCUUACGUGUAUCCGUACCUUUAUAACAUGGGCUAUCCGGGUUUCAACGUUCCGAUGCACCCGAUGCAGCCGAAUUACAAUUUUACCCAGGUUACUCGCGCUGUAGCCGAUUUGAGAAGCCGAGUUCCUCCGCCGCCUGGCUUCAAUAACGUUAAUAUAAACAUUAAUUACCUUCAAAAUAAUCCGUGCAGUGAUUAUACCGAGUUUUUAAAGCGACGGUUGAGUUAAGUUUUUUAAUGAUAUACAUACUGAUGUAAGAAUUUGUUUUUUUUUCGUUUUUAAUUGUUCGUUUCGGUGGUAAUUGGUAAAAAAAGGAAGUACAUGAACUUUAUUACGAUUAUCUGAAACGAAACAGUGUUUUUUUGUCUAUUUAAAAGAGCGAGUGCCAUUCGUUAAAACGGGUGUUGAUGUGGGUUAUUUGUUUUAAUAAUUGUUGAAUAUUCCUUGUAUUACCUCAGUUUAUUUUUAUAAUUACGAAUGUUUUUUAUUUUGUUUAUAAUAAACAAAUAUUGAUUAUUUCCCUUAUUCCUAAAAACACAAUUCGUGAUUCCAAAACAACACGACAGUAUCACAGCUAAUUAAUCAAUUAUCAACUUUAUUUUUUAAUGUUAAAAGCGAUAACAACAAUUCAAUGUAAUAAACAUGAUGAAUCUUCAUUUAAAAGCACGCUUUUAAUACGAAUUAAACGGUGGUACUCCAUAUUGAUCGUAUAUCUCAUUCCAAAAUCUGUAGGAAUCUUCCUUAGGAUUCGUCCUGAGCUCCAACGAAGACCCUAUAGCCAUGUACCUCAAAUUAUACGGUUUGAUAGGCGGCCAUUGGAUAUUCUCAAAAAGUUCCACCCUCUCCGGCGUCGGAUCGCUACAAAAACACAAACCCGUGAAUCCCCUGUCCCUCCUAAACACUCUUCACUUACAGACGCUUAACCAAAUUCGUGAACAUCGUAAUCAAACGCUCCUGCACGAGUUGAUCCUCUUUGGGAUAUUUACUCAAGUCCGUGGUGUUCAAACCGCCGUAGUUACGUCUCUGCAGGAAGCUGAUCUCUUCGCCGUGCCUCACAUCCGAUGAAAACCCGAUUACUGGA
This is a messenger RNA of Phyllotreta striolata, 4288 nucleotides long. The record is from the annotation of a GenBank genome assembly. NCBI's taxonomy places the organism in Eukaryota, Metazoa, Arthropoda, Insecta, Coleoptera, Chrysomelidae.